AUGCUCAAAGCACUAGGAGAGCAUAUGAACAUCCACAGAAGAGACAGAACUAAUCUCAGACAAAAGCUUAUGGAAGAUAAGAAGGAUGACAAUGUCGCCGGGUAUAAAGAUGUAGGCAACUAUAUAAGUCCUGGCCAAAACUUAGGGUUUUGGGUUCAAGAAAGCAACCUCGACACUAAUGAUGACCGUUUAGACCAAACCACCGUGGAGAGGAAAGAUAACAUAAUCUCCAAAUGA
Eruca vesicaria subsp. sativa (arugula) is the source of this 237-nucleotide messenger RNA. The record is from the annotation of a GenBank genome assembly. Lineage: Eukaryota; Viridiplantae; Streptophyta; Magnoliopsida; Brassicales; Brassicaceae.